CAAAGAGCACCGCCGGAGGAGGCGCGAGCAGUACGUCAGAUUUGGUUUUGAAAGCCCGAAGACGACACCCUUCCUUCCAAUUUAACUGCUCGAAAGGCUGAGAGUGGGAGUGGGAGUGGAAGCAAAGUAACCUGCAGAAACUGUUGGUCUCCUCCCUAAAAGCAAAAAUGCCACAGGGUCGGAAAAAGGUGCCGUUUAGUGGCAAAGCGAAAAAGCAGCAGCUUCUUGCUAAACGGCAGCAAAAAGCUGUCAUUGCUACCCCGGGAUUGCAUCAUGGUGGCGCAGAUGAUGAGUCCGAAAGCAGUCUUCCUGGUGACCGAGUUCGCAAACUCAAUUCUCAACCCAAUGCUAGAGGUUCCAAGUCUAACCCAAACAGAUAUGCUCUUCAAUUUCACCGUGAGACUGAGGCUGAGAUCAAAGAACGGAAGGAGGCAGCUAGGAAGGGAAUUGUACCUGUGACAGAGGAAGGUUUUGAAAUAGAUGCAGAUACAUACUUUACUCCAGAGUUAGAUUUUCCUACUCGCCCACCAUGGAAUCAUAAUAUGUCAACUGCUGAACUUGAAAGUCGAGAGCAUCGAUAUUUCACAGAGUAUGUGUCAAAGUUAGAGAAGAAAUUUGAUUGGAAAGAAAUGAGUUACUUUGAAUUGAAUCUUGAAACUUGGAGGCAGUUGUGGAGAGUCUUAGAAAUGUCAGAUGUGAUCCUCCUCAUUGUUGACAUUCGGUUUCCUGCACUUAUGUUUCCUCCAUCUCUUUACAAGUAUGUUACUGAAACACUUAAGAAAGACAUGAUAUUGGUCCUAAACAAAGUGGACCUUGCACCAGCACCUUUGGUUCUUGCCUGGCAGCAUUACUUCAAAGAAAAGUAUCCGGAAUUACAUGUUCUUUUGUUCACAUCAUAUCCAGACUAUAACCUUCGAUUGAGUGCUGAUGUUCCUAGGAAAGAAGGAGGUUUGCAAACAAGAAGACGAAGGGGUAAAAUGCGUAUGGCAGCUGAGGGGGCCCAAAAGCUACUGGAGGCCUGUAAAAAUAUUGUUAAAGAUCAAGUUGAUCUAUCCUCUUGGGAAACAAAAAUCGCUGAAGAAAUGGAGUUGGAAUUUGAGACGGAUGAGUUAGAAGUUGCAGAAACUAUAAAUUUGAAAAAGCAAGAUACAGCAUUUUUGGAACAUGAAAAAUACAAAGAUGGAACUCUAACUAUAGGUUGUGUUGGCCAACCUAAUGUGGGGAAGUCCUCCUUGCUGAAUGCCAUCAUGGGAAAAAAGGUUGUGAGUGUGUCUAAAACACCUGGACAUACAAAGCAUUUCCAAACAAUUUGGUUAACAAACACUGUACGACUCUGUGACUGUCCUGGUCUCGUUUUUCCAUCAAAGGUUCAGAAAGUCCAACAGAUAUUGAUGGGUAGUUUUCCAAUCGCUCAAGUUCGAGAGCCAUUUUCAACUGUGCAGUACAUUGCAGAAAGGCUGGACUUGGUUCAAUUGUUGAAACUGCAGCACCCGGAGGGAGAUGAUGAGUGGUCUGCCAUGGAUAUUUGUGAUGGAUGGGCUCUUAAGCGUUCUUUCUACACUGCUAAAGCAGCCCGACUUGAUGCCUACCGUGCAGCCAAUCAUUUGCUAAGAAUGGCCCUUGAUGGGAAAAUUACUGUGUGCUUGCAUCCUCCUGAAUAUGGAAAGAAAAAAGAAUCGUGGGCAGUUCAUCCUGAGGUUGAAAUAGUUCGCUGGAUUCAAGCACGAGAGAAGGACCAUGCUACUCCUCUUCAACUGGAUCUAUCUUCCGAUGAUGAAGAAGAUCAAGCAGUGCUGCAGGCUCAAGGGAGACGGGUGGAUGAUGAAGAGGAAGAAGGGGACGAUGCUGAUGGUAGCAGCAAUGGUGGUAGUAGCGAUGAUGAUGUUUCCCCUAUUCAGGCAACAAACAAAUUUGCUGCCCUUGGAGAUGAAGAUGAUGACUGAUUAUAAGGCUGCAACCAGCUCACUAUCAGCACGGAUCUGAUAUGCUAUUUCCUGAACAGAGGCCGAUGUGUUUACUUGUUUUGUUGAAUUGUUCAUGUUCCAAUGAAAGAAUAACUAAGUUGAUGCCAUUUAAGUAGUCAUUAGGGAUGUUAGUGUUGUAUAUUUCUCUUAGAUUGGAUCUUUUAGAUACUCUGUAUAUUUUUAUUAUGCAUUUUGGCGACCUUAAAGAAACACAGAUCAUGUUUUGUUGUAGUCUUUAUCGUUUAAACCACUUCAAUUUGUACUUUUAUGUGUGGGAACAUUGCCAUGAUAUUUCAAAUUUAAUGUUGAAGGUCCUUGUUGGUUGUAUGAGUAUUGUGAUAGUUGUCUUGUGUUUUUUCCUCUAAUUUAAAAAAAAUAAUCUGUGAUCAGAAGCAUUUCACAAACUUUUAAUUCACAAACUCACUCAUUAAUGAAGAUAAAUUGAAGAUUGAUAAAUUCUGUAACUUUUAUGACUGAUUUCUUGUGUAUGUUCAAAUAUUAUCAAGUGUAGACUUACCAUGCUAGACUGUUUUCAGAUAAAAACUAUUUUUUUCUCUUUUAAUUAAUGUAUCAAAUGCCUGAGAGGAAUAUUAAGAAAAGUUGUAGCAAUCAGGUAUUUAUUUUUAUCUCAAUAUUUUACUUCCUCACAUAGUUCUUACACAUGCUUGUGUCUCUUAGUUGUCCAAAUGUAUUCAAUUGUGCCUUCCUCGUUAUUUCUGCAUUGCUUUAUUAGUUUCUGUGAUACUCUGAUACAUACUCGAGAAAUACGUACCAUUUGUUCUUGUCCAACAGCUUUACAAUAAUCAUGUACUUUAUUUUUUUCUAAGUAAUGAAAAAUCUAUCUGUAACUGUUUA
Thrips palmi is the source of this 2819-nucleotide messenger RNA. RefSeq names its product guanine nucleotide-binding protein-like 1 (gene Ns4). The transcript is spliced from 13 exons. The coding region runs from base 168 to 1943 and encodes 591 amino acids. NCBI's taxonomy places the organism in Eukaryota, Metazoa, Arthropoda, Insecta, Thysanoptera, Thripidae. Gene Ontology annotation, molecular function: GTPase activity; GTP binding. The record is from RefSeq and is a predicted model, not a curated record.